AUGCUGAGACUAAAGAUGCUACGCAAUGCCGGUGGAUCCAUAUCGCAAGUAAAUAUACCGAAUACCUUCAGGGGGUCUUGCUUGUUAGCUCUUUCGGACUGGGAUAAGGAUCAUGACUCGAUACUGUCCUCGUUUCGCCAGCUUGAAUACUGCAUUACACAGAAUGAGCGCUUCUCCAAGCACGGCAGGUACUUCACGCCAUUCAUUCAAGAUCUCAGCGCAGAGACCAAACACUCCACAAGCUGGACCAGCGGCGAAGGCCCGAUGCUUAUCAGUAUUCCUUUCUUGGACUGGACCGUCAACGGCACCACGCCCCCUCUGCGCUUCCAGAUCGACCCUCGUGAAGGCUACCAGUCAAGUCGGACCUCCUCUCACUUGGUCCGCUCAAUACUCCAGCAUUUCUACCGCCUAGAAGACACCAGCGACCGAGAGCACCACCAGGUUCUCAACAGACACAAGCCCUGGGCCACGGACCGCGAGCUCGACCUCAAAGUGCGCCGCUGGUACGGGCACCACCCGACCGGUCUCAACGUCGACGAGCUAUGGAUUCUUGUAGUGGACUCGCGGCACAUAGUCACCUUCUCGAGCAACCAGACGUGGAAAUCUUACUGGCCGCCUCUGCAGUUGCCGGCCAGAAUUGCGAGAAUCUCCUUUCGCGAGAUUCGAAAUAAUUUCUUUCGGGAUAGUAAUCGCGUCAGCGAGUAUACUGCGGUGAACCACGUUGUCGCCUGCUUGAGUGGCGCGGUGGGAAUGCUGCAUCGGAGCUUCUGGAUGGAUAUGAUACUUUGUCUUACGGAUCGCUAUGCUAGCUAUCUAUCCCACCUGCAAUACAGGCUUCUCCGCGCCCCAAGCACGAAGCUCGUGAUGGAUCUGCUCCAGGUGCAAGAGGAGCUGAACAUUGUCAUCCAAGUAACUCAACAACAGCUGGACCUCAUCUCCCAAAUACAGCUAGCGCUGAACGAUACCGGAGAUGCUACCCGGGGACGCUUGUCAGUCGGAAGCAGGCGGCCAUCGUGUGCUUCCUCGUCUGGCUUGAACCCACCGAGCAUCCAUGUGGAGCCUGAUACUGGAUUGCGCUACGGAGAGCACCGUUCGACCAACCUCACUGAUCCCUUCACCCAGCUCCUCGCGAAUCUGGAGCGCGAAUACGUCGACCUCUGCGACCUCCGCGAUAACAGCAACAAUCUCGUCAACCGCACCAUACAGCUAGUCAAUAUCCGCCUGGAAGACCACGGCAAAGCCAUCCUCGUCUUCACCAUCGUCACUGUCGUCUUCCUCCCACUGUCGUUUGUGGCAACAUUCUUCGGCAUGAAUGUCUCCGAUAUCAGAGAUAUGGAGCAUACUCAGCGCCUUUUCUGGAUCGUCGCAGCUACGGUAACAGCCGGGAUCGUGGUGCUGACCACGUGCUUGGCAUUCUAUGGUGGAAGUAUCUACGAGCGAUUCUUGAUGUGGAAGCAGAACCGGAGGCAAGCGGCUACGUCGGCGCCACGUCAUACGUCAUUCACGAGGGAGACGGAGACGUUUAUUGUUCGUGAUAUCAAGAAUCUACUUCCUUCGUACGCCAAGUUCGACGAGAGACGGAAGGACAGGCAGGGAUAA
Molecule: messenger RNA, 1599 nt
Organism: Coniosporium apollinis CBS 100218
Lineage: Eukaryota; Fungi; Ascomycota; Dothideomycetes
Exons: 5
Coding region: 1-1599 (532 amino acids)
Biological process (GO): transmembrane transport; metal ion transport
Cellular component (GO): membrane
Molecular function (GO): magnesium ion binding; cobalt ion transmembrane transporter activity; magnesium ion transmembrane transporter activity
Source: RefSeq, a predicted model, not a curated record